GGAGUUCAGAGGCAAGGUGUGCAAGGCUCCAGACGCUCCCCCCUCCCCAGCGCUCUAACCUCGAGGCCUGCGGGUUCCUUUAGGCGUACCCUUACCCUCCCACAGGUCCCAGGAAAGGAGAGGUUCACAAGUCCAAGCUGACACCACAGUAGGAAUCAAAGAACAUGGCCCGUGCUGGAGAACCAUCUUUCUCUUUAAUGUUCGCGGGAGUGCUGCUCGUAACGGCGUCAUUACCUGACUUUCUUGGUGCCGGUCCAGUGGGACAGCGACAAAAAGGAGAUGCAGGAGAAACAAUGCUUGUUCGUCACAAGAGGAACAUCAGUUGGUACAAGCAGCACUCUGACUUCUGGAACUGGUACAAAUACUUCACUGACACAGGCAACUCAAAGGGAGUAGAGGAGCUGGACCGCGUUUACCUUACGUACCUGCAGAACAAAAACCGGGCGGAGGGACGUCGCUCCUACAAACUGUACCUGCGCCACCUGGGGGACAUCUACAAGUCAUGCGCUGAGUCAGAUGACCCCGACUGUGUGGCCUCCUACACCAGCAGGCCUAAGCCUACGCCAAAACCUGAGCCCCCCAAGCCGGCCCCCAUAAAAAUGUGUGACCCAUACAGGGACCCCUAUUGCCUAUUCUCCAUGAUGUACCCCAAGGCCUCCAUCAGGGCCCCUGCCCCGAUCAAAGCCCCCGCCCCGGUCAAAGCCCCCGCCCCUAUCCUUGCCCCCGUGGUGCCUGCCAGGUCUCCUGCAUCGGGCUACUACUACUAUGCCCCAAUACCGAAGCCCUUCCUGUCAGCCCAGCAGAAGGCGGAGCUUCUGCGUAUCUGCGAUACCAAAGACGUGGAGUGCCUGCAGUACCACCUGCGUGCUGCCUAUGGCUACACACCAUCUGCUGGCCCCGCCCCAUCCUAUGCGCACCUGGGCUGUGACCCCAAGAAGGACCCGAACUGCACACCACAGCUGGUGCAAAAGGCCCAAUCUGGCAUGUUCUACCGCUACCCAACCUGUGACCCAACGACUGACCCUUACUGCCUAAUGAGAAUGCACCAGGCUGCCCAGAAUCAGCAGCCAGCGGCACCCCCUGCUGGUCUCAAGCGGCCCUGCAACCCACUCCUGGACAAAAACUGCAACCCGUUGACUGCGACGCGACUCGUCGACCUCAGCCAGUACAUGCAGACGCAGGAGAAGGAGAAGCAGCAGGACCCUCAGGACGAGCCGGCGCCUGCCUACAGCGCUGCCUGCGACCCCCGUUACGACCCCUACUGCCAGUACCGCGCUGCCGCCGCUGCCAUGAUGAGACGGCCCCCGGCCCCAGCCCCGCCCCCGGCUGAGGAGCCGCUCGUCCACCCCCGCCUGGGAGUGAGAGGGAAGACGAAGGAGGGCUACGACUGCUACAUGGGCUACGAUGAGGAGUGCCUCCCACUGCCCAGGCGGAGGGCCACAGAGAGCCGGCCGAGCGCCAGGGGGUUCGGGUUCGGCUUCGGGGUCCGUCCAGAGGAGCCCUACGAGCCGCACCUUAAUACUGAUGGCACCAGGAAGGGGGUGAUCGAACCUGACCCUGACUGCGACCCCGAGUACGACUCCAACUGCCGCCUGCGCCGCUACGAGACCCCUGCCGAGCCCCAACCCGCCGCCCCCGCCGAAGAGGAGAGGCCCCAGGAGCAACAGGUGACAGAGGAGCACGAAGAUGAGCCAGACCACCAUGAGGAGCUUCAACACCAGGAGGAGCCUUACCAGGAGGAGCCACACCACCAAGAGGAUCCUUACGGCCAGGCACCUGGAUAUGAGCAGCACCACUACGAGCAGCAGCCUGAGGCCCCUUCCUACGACCAGCAGCAUUAUGAGCCCUACCAGAGUGGCCAGGAAGACCCGUACGCCAGCUACAGCCCCCAGGACCAGCCAGGCUCACAGCCUGAUGGCCUGGGAGGAUAUGGCGACCAGUACCCUCGCUAUGAUGAUGGCCAAGAUCACCGCUCUUACACUGGAGAGUACCAGAAGAAGUAAUGAUUCACACGCCAUCAAACAAUAAGAAACCAGAGAACCACAUAAUAAAUACAAUACAGACACACACACACAUUUGUAUGUACACAUGCAAAUACACACACACACACACACACACACACAUACAUUCAUGCCACAGUCAAUGCUGCACAAGACAAGCAAGGAAGCCUGGAGUCUGAUAACUUUCUUGGGGGAGUUAGUCUGCUCAUUGACAUGAAAGUUAAUGAUAGCUGUUUGAUAUGUGUCUGUCAGGGAGAUGGGACACCUCAUGCAAGGAACAUUCCAGAAGUUUUCACAGAUAACGGGGUAAAAACCACAUGCACAUUAGAAACCAUGCCCUACCAUGCCAUAGACUCUAUGGCAUAGAGUGUAUUCUUGCAAUGUUAAAAUAUGGGUAGUGUACUGGAACAUGGUUUUAACUGGGGUCACUCUCUGCUUGGCAGUUGCUUUCCCCCAACUUUUUUUAGUUUUCCUCUUUUUCUGUCUUAAUUCUGCAGCUCACCUGGAAUAUUUAACUGAUAAUUUACAGCUUGCUUAACUGUGCAUUUCCAUAUUUCAAACCUUUUUUGUU
Molecule: messenger RNA, 2571 nt
Organism: Anguilla anguilla (European eel)
Lineage: Eukaryota; Metazoa; Chordata; Actinopteri; Anguilliformes; Anguillidae
Gene: and1
Product: actinodin1
Exons: 5
Coding region: 165-2003 (612 amino acids)
Source: RefSeq, a predicted model, not a curated record